GAAAAAGAAACACCCUUUGUGACAUCGUCACGUGUGCAGCUCGAUCAGAGAUUGCUUUGGCAGAGGUCUUGUCCUACCAGGAGCCCUAAUGCACUACGGCGUUGGACUCAGACAAUAACUCGAAUAAAACGAAAUUGGAGUACAGUGCGCACAAUAGAACGAGAAAGAGAAUUGGUACAGCAAGAACAGAAGUGCAACAGACAGUCGGGGCGUCGUGGAUUCGACACUACUAUUAAGACACAUUGUUUCUAUCCUUGAAACAAUGAGGUUCUUUCAGAGACGCAAAGAUGGUAUGGGUGUGGAGCAGCAAGGAUCGGCUACAGUCGCUUUUCAUCCUGCUCAGAACGUAGACUCUAAACAUAGCCCACCGCAGUACCAUCACGGUGAUGGAAUUCAUUCGUUAAGGAAAGACCCGUUCGCUCCACUCACCCAAGAGGAACUUCGGCAGUGUUCGAAUACGAAUUUACACGAUAUAGACGAUAAAACAGAAUCUACUAUUGUGGAAAACGAGUACCCUAAGAAUCGUCAAUCGAUCGGUCGACUGGUUCGGAAGCUUAAUUGUUCUGCAUCGCGGAAAAGCAUUCAUGGAGUCGAUCAGGACCCUAUAGCAUUUACAGAUAGAACGGGGAGUCUAUUCAGCAACGAAGGAGGAAUGAAUCGCGCAACGAGAAGCGACGGCCUCACACUAGAACGGCUCAUUUUGCCCUCGAAAAGCAUUGAAUCCGCUGCCUCGUCGGACAUCACUAGGCCCGUUCUAAUCACAGUGAAAGACAGAGACACAAAACAACCUUCUACAAAGGAUGUUCGGGACAGAAGCAAUUGUGUCACGCCGGAGAUGAAACGCAGCUUUGUGGUUGGGGAAUUUCCUGUUCGGACAUCCUCCUUUCGCUCGCGCUCGUCCGCUCGAAAACGACUCCACGAUGUCGAUUAUCACAACAACAAUCUUACACGCAGUGCGAGUGUCAGUGGUAGAUGGGUCAACAACGGUGGUAAAUGGGAACACAGCAGCGGCGGCAUCAAUAGUAGCAGCAACAGCAGCAGGAGCAACCCCAGCAAUAGUCCUAUAAGGACAAGCAGCAAUCUCAGCAAGAAGAACACUGAGCGAGAUUUGGAGGCGAUUAGGGUCGCACAGGAUCUAGCUCGGAGAGAACGAUGGAAACGCGGCCUGGAAAAUGAACUCUAUAAGAAGUCGUCCACGGCAGCAGGAAGGUCGAACACAAAAUCCAAAGGACCAAUCGCAGCAGCCAAGAGAUAUAUCGAGGGGGAGAGCAGCAACAACACCGAAGACGACCAAUCCCUUUCCGACUCGACUCAGGGUAGCCAUACAACCGGGACAAGUGGUUACGACGACACAACGGGUGAGUCGAGCAGUCUCGACGAGUGGACCGAUGGUUCCACCACGGACAAUGACAGCCGUGUCUAUCGCUAUCACCAAGAUUAUCCACAACACCAACAACGCCAAUACCGCAAAACAAAAUCCGGGAGGCGGUGCAUUAACAACGAGCAGCUCGCUCGGAGUGUGGCGGAAGACGUCGGGAUCUUUGCGGACUUGAUCUUGUCAGAUGGAUUUGCGUGCUUUGGGACAGCAGCUGCUAUCACAAAGGAGACGGUAGCGAGCUGCAGGGGAAACGACGUAUGAUUUUUAUUUUUUAUCAAUCUAAUGCGAUCCAAAAGUUUCUGCUACUUCCACAGUCGCAGAUUGCUUGCGCACAAUAUGAAUUACCGCAUGUUGCACGCUUCAGAAAUUCUGGAACUUGAUCGGAAACAGUAAUAAUUUAAAGUAACAAUC
Messenger RNA from Pseudo-nitzschia multistriata, 1789 nucleotides. The record is from the annotation of a GenBank genome assembly. Lineage: Eukaryota; Bacillariophyta; Bacillariophyceae; Bacillariales; Bacillariaceae.